Mercurialis annua (annual mercury) is the source of this 1741-nucleotide messenger RNA. RefSeq lists its product as uncharacterized. Bases 195 to 1445 code for a protein of 416 amino acids. Gene Ontology annotation, biological process: biosynthetic process. NCBI's taxonomy places the organism in Eukaryota, Viridiplantae, Streptophyta, Magnoliopsida, Malpighiales, Euphorbiaceae. The record is from RefSeq and is a predicted model, not a curated record. Gene Ontology annotation, cellular component: cytoplasm. The transcript is spliced from 15 exons.
UAAAAAAAGUCAUAGAACUGCAAACCAGAAACGACGUCGUUUUUUCCUUCUCUAAACCUUGUACUAGCAAGUAUAACUAUGCUACCUUGUUCAGGCAAAAAAUUUGUGCGCCCAAAAAAAACUUUAAAAAGAGAAAGAAAUUGUUGACUCACUGUUUUUUUCCUUCUGAAUCAUUGACUCAGUGUUGUUUAGUAAUGGCAGAAUCUCAGGACAAGGUGGUGGCUGUGAUCAUGGUCGGUGGCCCAACCAAAGGUACUAGAUUCAGACCACUUUCAUUCAACACUCCCAAACCUUUGUUUCCAUUAGCUGGCCAGCCUAUGGUUCAUCAUCAUAUUUCUGCUUGUAAAAGGAUACCGAAUUUGGUUAGGAUUCUCCUGAUUGGGUUCUAUGAAGAGCGGGAAUUUGCGUUAUAUGUGUCUUCCAUUUCUAAUGAACUCAAAAUACCUGUAAGAUACUUGAAAGAGGACAAACCACAUGGUUCUGCUGGUGGAAUUUACUACUUUAGAGAUUUGAUCAUGGAAGACAGCCCGUCUCAUAUCUUUUUGCUGAAUUGUGAUGUUUGUUGCAGUUUUCCGUUGCCAGAUAUGCUCGCGGCACACAGAACAUAUGGUGGGAUGGGAACAAUGUUAGUAAUCAAGGUUUCUGCUGAAUCAGCUGACCAAUUUGGUGAAUUGAUUGCUGAUCCAAUCACCAAAGAACUGUUGCAUUACAUAGAGAAACCAGAAACUUUUGUAAGUGAUUUGAUAAACUGCGGUGUCUAUGUAUUCACUCCAGAUAUCUUUACUGCCAUCCAAGGUGUCUUUACAAAUCGGGAAGGCAGAGGAAGUCUGCUUCGUGUAUCCGGCUUUGAGCGUUUCCAGUCUCUGACGAGGUCCAGUCUUCCUUCAGAUUUUGUACGGUUAGAUCAAGAUAUUUUGUCACCUCUUGCUGGAAAGAAGCAAUUUUAUACAUAUGAGACCAUGGAUUUCUGGGAACAAAUUAAAGCUCCUGGGAUGUCUUUGAAAUGUUCUGCGUUAUAUCUUGCCCAAUACAGACUCACAUCUGCUCAUCUUUUGGCUACUGGGAUCGGAACUACGAGUGCUAGCAUAAUUGGUGAUGUUUACAUUCAUCCAUCAGCAAAAGUGCAUCCAACUGCAAAGAUUGGCCCCAAUGUCUCUAUUUCGGCAAAUGUUCGUGUAGGAGCAGGUGUAAGACUUAGAAGCUGCAUUGUCUUAGAUGAUGUCGAAAUUCAGGAAAAUGCAGUGGUUAUGAAUUCAAUUAUUGGUUGGAAAUCAUCUCUAGGAAGAUGGUCAAGGGUCCAGGCUGAUGGAGACUACAACACAAAACUUGGAAUAACCAUCCUUGGAGAGGCUGUUACUGUUGAAGAUGAAGUUGUCAUUACUAACUGUAUUGUUCUUCCUAACAAAAUUAUUACGACCAGAGAACAGGACGAGAUUAUCUUAUAAACGUUUAAGAAACUGUUCAGAGUUGAUUCCCUUCCUGGUCUUCUUUCAUGGAGAUCUCACAGAAUCAUCUAUCAGGAGUUGCAUGGGAGGAUCUUCUGCUGCACGGAUUUAUUGAGUAUCAAAAUCAUAGGCACUUAGAUUCCAGCGCCAGACCAACUACAUUUCUCUUGUGUAGUUAUAUGCAAGUUAUGUUGCUCGGAAACUUGUCUAAUCCUAUGGUUUGGCCUUUUGGUGGAAACUUAAAAAUAAUAUUUAUAAUCAAUUAUAUUAAAAAAGUUAGUUUCGAUGUUUUUUCA